This is a messenger RNA of Chrysemys picta bellii (western painted turtle), 5040 nucleotides long. It is a transcript of the gene LAYN, whose product is annotated as layilin. The record is from RefSeq and is a predicted model, not a curated record. Gene Ontology annotation, molecular function: hyaluronic acid binding. Lineage: Eukaryota; Metazoa; Chordata; Testudines; Emydidae.
CUCUAGCCCAGCCCGGUCCCGGAGCGACCGCUCGGCUCAGGCGGGAGAUGCGGCUCCGGGAGCGCGGCGCCCGCGGCCAUGGGACUGGGGCAGGCGCUGGUGGCCGCGACCAUGUGCGCCGCGGUGCUGGGCUGCGUGGGAGCGUCCCGGCUGCUGAGCGGGCAGACAGUUUGCCGGGGUGGAACUCAGCGACCGUGCUACAAAAUCAUUUACUUUCAUGAUGCUUUGCGCAGGAUCAACUUUGAAGAAGCGCACCAGACAUGCAGAAGAGAUGGUGGGCAUUUAGUCAGUAUUGAAUCAGGAUCAGAACAGAGACUGAUUGAAAAAUUGAUUGAGAGUCUCUUGGCUUCAGAUGGAGAUUUUUGGAUAGGACUUAGGAGAAAAGAGGAAGACGUGGACAAUAGCACAGAAUGUCAGGGCCUGUAUUCAUGGUCUGAUGGCAGUACAUCCAAAUUUCGGAAUUGGUAUACAGAUGAGCCUUCCUGCGGGAGUGAGAUCUGCGUUGUGAUGUACCACCAGCCCUCUGCCCCGGCAGGUGUCGGAGGUUCCUAUAUGUUUCAGUGGAAUGAUGACAGAUGCAACAUGAAAAAUAACUUCAUUUGCAAAUAUUCUCUCGAAAAACCAACUGCUGCCCCAGAAGAGAACUCCCAAGUGGAUGUUGUCACAGGGUCCUGGAAGCCAACGUUCCCAGAAGAACGCAUUAAGGAAGAUGCCAAUGAAACCCUUAAAGAACCCAAAGAACCUGUUUUGAGUCUUGUCUACAUCUUAAUUCCCAGCAUCCCUCUGCUCCUUCUCCUGGUGGUCGUUACAGCCAUCUUCUGUUUUUGGCUUUUUGCAAAGAGGAAACGAGAGCACAUGGAGGCGAGUCCAAAGGAACAAGAUGCCUGGAUCUCCCCCCACAGGAAGAACAGUCCCAAUUUGGAGAUUUACAAUGUAAUUAAAAAACAAAUGGAGGCAGAUCUUGCUGGGACCAGGCCAGAUACUAAGAAUUCUUCCUUCCGCACCCCUUCCGGAGACCACACGUCUGACAACUUCUCCGGAGAUUACGACAACGUGGCUGUGAAUGCUACAGAGAGCGGUUUUGUGACAUUGGCUAGUACUGAAAGUGGCUUUGUGACCAAUGAGAUCUAUGAGCUGUGCAAUGAUCGGAUGGGACAAAGCAAGGAGUCGGCCUGGGUGGAAAACGAAAUCUAUGGAUAUUAAGGAAACUGGAAUCACUUGGAUGUGGGUGACAUAGCAAAUAAAAACACGAGUAGUCUCCCACACAUCAUAUUUAACGGUAACACAAAAAUUGUGUGUGUGGCAGUGCAUAGUGGUUUCAGAUCACCUCUGUGCUCAUUCAUUUUUUUUUAAAGGCUAUGUUAUUUGAAAAGUUGAACACAACAGAAUGUAUUUAGCUUGCCUUGCUUCAAACCCCUGUUCAAUACUGGGAAUGAUCUGUCUUGGUCUUGAUUCUUUUUUUCUGUUGGAACUACAAUAUUUUCUGAGCUCCGGACAUGAAAAUAUUUCUAUAUUUUUGCAACUAAAAAUCAGUCCAAGUUCCAAAUUCUUUCGUUUUGUUAACGGAUCUCAUCCACAUGGAUGUUUUUAAGUCGUACGCAGGCCAUCCUUGCUUUCUCCUAGCUGCACUGGAGAAUGGUGACAGGUUGGUCAUUUGUUUCCAUCUCAAACCAUGUUUUAGUUACAUAGAUACCCUCACCAACUGGUUUGUAGUGUUGCCAGUCAGGCGCUUCAUUAGGGAUUGGCAGUGUAGCCCAUGGUCCUUUCCCUCCUUCCUAGUCCCGCUAGCCAUGCAGGGUUUCUCAGAGACUUUAAAUGAUCUCAUUAAAUGAUCUCCUCUAUUUAUUUAAUAAUUUUUAUUAAAAGAACCAAAUAGACAAACGAUUUCAAAAAUCUCAGCAGAUGUGUGGGUGUUGUAUGACUGAUCAUUUUGCCUCACUUAUUCUCCUGGCAAGAGAAUGGCAAAGCAGUGACACACGCAGCACCUUCUCAGUGGUGUGUAGGAGGGAAAGGGCUAUUGCAAAGUAUUUUUAAAUAGCCUCAGAAGUUGCUGCAAUCUGAUGGGCUUCUAUGUUGGUUUUGCUCUCCAGAGUUAUGCUAAUAUGCCUCAGUGACAAGUUAAAUAUUGGUUACUUUAUUAUAGAGUAAAUAGCCAGUUACUGACUGAUGGAUUGUAGAUUCCCCUCCCCCGCCCCCCCCCAUGCUCGUGAGCUGUACUGGAUGCUAUGAAGAUUGAUAAAAUGGCUCCUCUGACCGCAGACUGAUGACAUGUUGCUAAUCUCAGCACGGAUGGGAUUACUAAAAAAGCAAAUUUAAUAGAGUUUCUAAGCAGCUAGGAGAAGUGCAGAGUACACCCAAGCCAUGGAGAUGGAGUGCAGAGUACACCCAAGCCAAGGAAUGUUCCUUCCUACCUUUCUUUGGAAGGAAGCUGCCAAACAUCUAUGCAAGUGACCCUCCGCUGGAGUUUGUAUCUAAAUCCCCAAUAACCCACAAGUAUUUAGAUUGGAGCAACAGUGUGAUUGUAAGGGAUGUGCCGGCAGCUCUGUGGUUGAAUUAAGUUCCUGCUUUAUCGACUAGUGAAUGCAUUAAGAUUACAAUUAAUUUUUGAGCUGUUGAUACACAAGUAUGAGGCUUUUGUUAUCAUGUGAAGUCUAGGACAUGGGCUGUGAGAUGAACUGAAUCUAUCUUAGUUAAGCCUUUUGAAGCACAAUACAAGAUUUAAGACAGCCCUCCGAUCAAAGAUUCAGGAUUAUAUAUUGGAAAUGAAGGUGAGCAUUGGUCUGGGCAUCUUUCUUGCCCCUUCUCUCCAGUAUUUUAUCCCAUUUAGUCUCUUUUCUACCUGAGAGGAUAAUGUCAGAUAUCGCAGACAAUGUGGAAAGGAGACUGAAAUAAGUGUGUGACUGGCAAUUUCUUUAUACUGUACUUGUCUGGCUCCUGAUUGCAUGGAGAGGUGCCCAGAGUUGCCUUGAGCCACCUGAAAUGAGUUUGAACACCACAAAACUUUCCUAGAAAAGACCAAAACCAAGAUGGACAAUGUGCAAACUCUGUGGAUCUGCCAAUGGCCAUGUAUUCUUUGAGAACUGGAUGCCUGUGACUUUGUACUUUAAUACUGCCAAAGAGCCCCUUUCACGCAUUGAAAAGGCAUUUGAGGGAUUGUGAUGAGGAAGCUAUGAAUCAAAAAGUGACCAAGGAAGUACUCUCAUUUCCUAUGUAUCCGACAACUGACACAGUUAAAUCUGACUUACUCCAUAAUGGCAACAAGCUAGUUUCAGUCCUGAUGCAAGUUCUGCUGCACAAGCGUGAGCUGUGUGGCUCGAAGCUUGUGUCACUCACCACCAGGUGUUGUCCCAAUAAAAGAUAUUACCUCACCCACCUAUGGUAAGCCAAGAGAGAGGCAUUUCCCAAACACAAGCUAAUUUAUCCCAACGAAGCUUUACCAUGAUAACCUAUCCAAUACAGCAAGCCUAGCUGUAUCUGUUCUGGGAUGCUGACAAGCUCUUGAGCGAGAUGUGGCGGGGAGGAGUGGAAUCAGAAUCUGAACUCAGGAGAGAGCAGCACUGAUGACUUGGGGUUUACUAUUAUCUUGAUGAUCAAUAGAGCUUUCUAAUGCCUGUGUUUUGCUUGUUUGUAUGCAGUCCUUUGAAUGUUUGGAUUAUGGUAAUCACGGCUUUGUGUGCUCUACGGGAAGCUUGAUAUAAAUCAUGUGGCAAGGUUCCUGCACUGUCCAGUGCAGCAGACUGGAGCGCCGGUGUCCGCUUCAGAUAAGUGUAAAAAUGGAGAUUCAUAUUUAACUAGGUACAAAAAUGAAUACACUUAUGGCAGGUUUCCCUUAGCUUUUGAAUAUUAAAUGCCAUUUAUUUUAUGCUGGCCUUACAUUUCAUGCUCUGUAUGAUGCAGAAUGUGUGGUGGGGUUUUUGGUUUUGGUUUAAAAUGCCUAGCUAAUCUUUUUGAGCUGGCAGGGGGAAGCUGGAGGAUUUUGCGGCUGCAUAGGCAUUUAGGAAGGUGCGGGAGGAAGCUUGGGUUUGUGAGAUAAGCACACUAACUGGAUGCAAAAAUGAGGAUCAUCUGUGAGAUAUAUUAAUGUUGACACUGAAAUUUGCAUCAUUAACAUAUAAGGUUAAUACCCCAUUGAAAUGAAUUGAGGGACAGUUCACGCCUAAGCUUUUGCUUCAGGCUGUCCGCAAACUCAGGCAGAUAACCUUGCAUUGAUUUGCAUUUGGUUCACAUUUGGAAAGUUUUGGACACCACCCUCAGAGCUUGAGACAUUCUUUUUAAGUGUACGCUUGGGUUGUGGCUCACAAUUUUGCAGCAAGGGGUAGAUUUUGAGGUAAAUUCUGUGGCGGUGGAAGGAGGAAAUGUGGUCUUGACAAACAGCAAUGUGUCUUCUAGAACCUGUUUACAGAAUUCUUGUACCCGUUUCGUCCUGCUAAUAACACUUCUGCUGUGAAUAUGUUCAUUGGGUUGGAUUCUGAAAUGUAUAGCAGCUUGCUGGGAACUAUUAUGUCCAUUCUUGUCCAAGUUUAUCCAGAGCUGGCUGCACCAGUCUGGGAUUAGACAGUUGUGAUCUAUCUGUUCCUGCAUGCUCUGAUGUCCCGUCAUGGAAGGUUAACAUGCUUGUUUUUAUGUUCUCAUGUUGAAUGUGUCCAGUUCCUGAGAGAUCCCACAGCAUUUUGUAUUGUCUACACUUACACUAAUUCCGGUCUGAUUCUGGAGUUGCUCUCAAACAGGGCUUGUUUCCUAAAACUGGGAUUUUGCCUGAACAUAUCUCACUGGUCUGAAAAUGAACUGGGAGUGUUGAAUAGCAGAGUGCCGGAUACUUGGUGUCUAUUUUAAAGGAGAGGAAGGCUGGUCCAGUGUUUAGGACACUAUCCUGGGACACCUGGGUUCAGUUCUGUACUCUGCCACAGUCUGACCAUGGGCAUGUUACUCAGCUUCUCUUUCGCUCCAUUCCCCAUCUGUAUAAUGGGGAUAAUAGCACUGCCCUACCUCACAGGGGUGUUGUGAGGAUAAAUACAUUAAAGAUGAUGAGCUGCUCAGAAA